GUCACACGAACACACAGCUGAACUGUCAAAGUCAAUGAAAUGAAAUAUAUAUACACACAUCAAAUGCACUGAGAACCCGAAGUUCUUCAGUUCUAUAGCUGAAGUAUUUGCUGUUCAUGAUAAAAAAAAAGAGUACAUAGUUUUUUUUUCAAAUGUUGCUUAUUUUGUUUUGAUCAUCGUUUUUAAAAAAAAACGUCCGAAAAGAUUUCAAGUGAUAAGUGCCUUUAUGUUAGUAUUGUUAAGGAAAUUGGUGAAAAAUUCAGUGUGUUUUAAGUGUGAAAAAUUUGGAAUGAUAUCAAUUUAAUUCAAGUGUAAAAAAAAAUACAGACUUAAAGAAUUAAUCAAAAAUGGCCGAUGGAGUUUGGAGGAAAAAGCGAGACGAAUAUGAAACAAAUAGUUCGGAGGAGGAGGAGGAUGAGCCCGUUGAAUUGCGGAAAAAGAGCGUCACAAUGGUUGAGAAGACGGCAUCACUUGAUAUUGGUUCGAACGGUUACAGACGCGAAAUGACGACAGAAGAACUUAUCAACAGAUUCGAUAUGGACGAGUACGGCAGCACCCCGCCACGACAACGAGCACGGAUCAAAACUCGCGAUUGGGAUCGCAAACAACAAAAAUUAGAGGCAGCUACAAAAGCGAUACGGGGCAUAAACAGAAUGUCGCGAAAGGUGAACCGACGAAACACAUUGGACUGUGCAAUUUUAAAUGAAAUUUUCAUCGACGACGACACCAAAAAAUGUGAUAAACGUUCGAUGCAACUGUUGCGCGAAUCCGAACGCGAUAUGAAAUUGUCAACGAAUGUCAUUUAUCCAAUAUCGGGUUCACCAACACCGUUGAAUCCAUCGCCUAGCAAAACGCCGAAUGCAAAUUACGCGAAAAAUGUGAUAAACACGAGCACAGCAUCUACACCGUAUGAUGAUCGUGAUAGUUUUCCGCCGAUCGGUGGACAUCGUUCAGUUGCAUCGACCAAUUUAUCGGUUGUACCAAAGGUGAUCGAAACGGGUAAUCGGUUUAUGAGCGUCACAUCAAGACCAAUCGGAUGCCGAGCAUCAGCACCAGCUCAAGCAUUUCUAUCACUUAAGCCACAGAAGGAGUGUGGACCAAAUUCCAACGUUGCCUCUGGAAUUCAACCAAAUAAACUAGUGAAUAAUGUGAGCUUGAGUGAAAAAUCAAUGCUACAAACGCGUCAAGAAUUCCACGAAACAUUUGCAAAUCUCAUAAAACUUGGCAGCAGUGACAAACAGGACGCAAAAAUAUCGAGCGAAGAUUAUUUAUGGCAAACCGAGCUCAAAGAUAUGAUCUGGCUUGAGUUGCAAGCACGACACGCUAGUCGCACACUCGAACAACAGGACAAAUAUUUGUAUUCAGCUCGACAAGGCAUACCUGAUCUUCUCAAUAAGAUUUUAAAUUUUAGAUUCGUGCGGCACUUUGAACGCGAAAUGAGCGUUUCGAGUACAGACAGUGGAGUAUCGGUGAAUUCACCAUGUAUGCCUUCAACACCCGAAAGUAGUUGUACAACAUCUGAGUCACAGCCCAAACAAAGAUGUGCGCAGUGUUAUUCGAUGUAUUGUAAGGAUUGUCAAGAGCAGCAAACGAUAGCUUUGCGCGAAGUGGAAGAACUGUUAACUCGCUUAGAAGCAGCUGAAGCCCUUUACCCAUCGUCACAAGUUUUAGCCAAUUUUCAUCCCGUGUACAAAUCGCCAAAAUUCGUUGGCCGUGUGAAAGCGAUGUGUUUGUGGUACAAUAUCACGCGACACCAUCGAUUGAAAUUACUGAUAGUGGGCAAAAUAUUUGCCAGAUUACAGGGAAAAGCAUUUCAAUGGCCACUGUCCGAGAAUAAAACCGAUAGUUCUGCAUCGUCAUCGAUCCAAGAGAAUGAAGACUCUGGCCGUGAUUCAAUAGACUCAAGGAAAAUCCCACAAACUAAAAUACCCAAAGUAAAAUUCACGUGCGAUGGUGAUUCAAGUGCUAGCCCGUCAGACAGUGUUAGCCCCGCUGAUAGCAUUGAUUCGAUGCGUGAGGCGCAAAAUUGCUCAUUGGAUGCGAUUGAAAAUCAUUCUGAUUUGAGUGUACACGAUUAUCAAGAUAUAUUCAAGCAUGUGGAUUUGUGCAAUGUUAGCCAUAGCCCGAGUUACAAUAAUAUGCCGCUAUCGCCUUACCGAAAAUAUAUUGAACACGUUUUAAAGUCGCGUGGAUUGGGUCAGAGCUUGUCAUUCUUGCACCGACUUCACAAUGUUGUUCUUCGUAAGGCUCAUGCCACAUUGGAAGUGCCUGGUGCAGAAGAGUCCGAUCUUGAUUUCGACGGAUUCAAUGACGAACUCCAGCCUGCAACGACCGAAAUACCUCUGAGCAAAGAACACGAAGAUGAACUGCAUCGCUAUGGCAUUUGGAGUGAAGAGGCAGCAUCGCUGAAUUUACCAUCAUAUGUGCCGGCUUUUGUGUUUCUUUCAAUCAUGCCGUUAGAGGUGAUGCACGAAUACCUACGCAUGCGUCUUGAAUCGAAGCCUGUUACACCGAACCCGCUGAGUCUCGAGCAACUGAUGAAAGAAUUGCGCGAAGGUCUGAUUCUUGCGAUGACGCAUCGUGAACGCUACAAUAAACACAUACACACCGCAUUUUAUGAUAAAGAGGCUGAGCUGGAGCAGCAUAUGCAAAUAUUGGAGGACUAUGAUCAAACGGUGAAAAAUGUUUUGGACGUGUAUUUGGAGUAUGUUGAACAAUGGGUGCUGGUUGCUGCUCCCGAAGGUCAUCGCAAAAAUGCGCUCGACAAAGAGUGGAUGUUUUCGAAAUUAAUUUGCCCCAUGAUACCUGGCCAGCAUGCAAACGUAGCGAAGAAAUUCUGUCAAAUUGUUAGCGAUUUGCUGCAAAUAACGGGCACACGUUUAAUCGACCGUUCACAAGAUCUCGACAAUCAAAUGAAUGGCAAAUCCGAUUUAGAUGAAGAUGAAAAGAAAUGGCAAAUUCUAACCGUGUGUCGGAAUAUCCAAGCACUUUUUACGCUCGAACGGGAAAAAACGAUGAGAUUAAUGAGCUUCGCAAAGUCUCUUUGUCGUGACAUUGAAACGCCCGAUUUUCAUCGUGAUCAUGAUUGCGACGGCAAAGAUUUUGUGUGUCAAAUGGUAAAAGAUGCCGUGACACGGCUGCAAAAAGACGUACUGUCCGUGCGACACAAACUAACGAAAAUUAUUGAACGUGUGCAAGAGCGGUGUGACGUCAAAUAUCUUGGUAACAUGGAUGAGGUCGAUAAACUGGCGAUUUUAUCACGUGCCCGUGAAAUUUUACAUCAAGGUUAUAAAUUCGGUUUUGAAUAUCACAAAGAUAUCGUUCGAUUGUUUGAAACGAAAAUUGUGAGCUGCAAAGAUAAAUCAUGUGAAUUCAAUUUGUCGCUGGGAAUCAUCAAUUUUGCAAAAAUGUGGAUGAAAUUCGUAACGGAGCGAUGUGAACGCGGACGAGGUGUGCGACCACGAUGGGCAUCAUUAGGUUUAGAAUUUUUAAUUGCGGCUUGUGAUCCGUCAAAUACACGGCAUUUGUCUGACGAAGAAUUCGAUGAUUUGAAAACAAAAAUGGACGCGUGCAUUUCACACGUUGUCGGAAUUGGCACCGAAACCGCGGAGAAAGGUCGUAAACGGAUGAGUCCACGAGCACGAAAAAUUUCACCCAGUACUACAAGUCGAGCGCCAAGCCGUCGAAAUCUUUCACCGCGUAUUACGAACGAACAACGACAAUUCUUGAAUUCGAUGAGCGUGCGUGAGGUGCGUGAAGAGGUCUCAUCGCCGAUUAGUGCUCCGAACACACCGGAACUGGUGCGAAAACAAACGUCAUGUGACCAACCUGAUAAUGUAGCUUUGGGUAGCAGCACCUUGUUGAGAGUGCCAAAAAUGAACAAUUUUGGACCAGCUUUGCGGCAAGUGCGCGUUCGAGACGCGGUUAAUCAUUUGGACCUGGAACUUGAUCGAAAAAUGCGCGAUAAAAAAUUGAUUGGCCAAGUCAAAACGGUGCUUAGUUCGGAUAAAGUGCAAAUUAAACUUCGAAGCGUCAACUUUAGAUGGCAUCGAGGAAUUAAAAUUGGACAAGGGCGAUUCGGCAAAGUGUACACAGCGGUGAAUAAUUCAACGGGUGAAUUGAUGGCAAUGAAAGAGAUUGCCAUACAACCAGGCGAAACGAAGGCCAUUCGAAACGUUGCCGAAGAAUUGAAAAUAUUCGAAGGAAUCAGUCACAAAAAUUUAGUCAAAGUCUAUGGUGUUGAAAUACAUCGGGAGGAGCUACUUAUUUUCAUGGAAUUGUGUUCAGAGGGAACAUUGGAAAGUAUAGUGGAAAUGUCAAAUGGAUUGCAUGAAGGAUUGACUCGACGAUAUACAGGCCAGCUAUUGGAUGCUGUUGCUGAGCUACACAAACAUGGAGUGGUGCAUCGCGACAUAAAACCAGCCAAUAUAUUCCUCACAAAGGCGGGCAAUUGCUUGAAGUUAGGCGAUUUCGGAUCUGCGGUAAAAAUUCAAGCGCAUACAACAAUACCGGGUGAAUUGCAAGCAUAUGUCGGCACACAGGCGUAUAUGGCGCCAGAGGUGUUUACACGAAAUCACACUGAUGGCCAUGGUCGGGCUGCUGAUAUUUGGUCGGUUGGCUGUGUUGUCAUUGAAAUGGCAUCUGGAAAGCGACCGUGGGCUCAAUUCGAUUCGAACUUCCAAAUAAUGUUCAAAGUUGGUAUGGGUGAAACGCCUGAAAUUCCAGACACUUUAUCGGAAGAAGGACAAAAUUUUGUAAAGCAUUGUUUGGAGCACGAUCCAAAAGAUAGAUGGCUUGCCACCCAGCUACUGCAACACCAUUUCUGCAAAGUCGAUUUUCAAGACGAUGCCACCACCGAAAAUGAAAAUAGUCCCAAAAUUAGCAUCUCCAAACAGUAAAUUACAUAUUUACUGACAUACAACAACAACAAACAAGCCAAACUUGUGCUAUUUAUUGCAUUGUGAGAAAGAAAAACGAACAAAUUUGUAUACACGUUUCAAUUUAACUGCUAUUACUCCAUGUGCAUUGUGCAGUAUUUCAGUUGAAAAUAUUUCUAUUUUUAUAUUGUGGUUCGAGAUUUUUGUUCUAUCAACUAGUACUAGCCUAGUGAUUUCUUCCCCCCAAACAAAAUCAUUUACUUAUCGGCACAUUCAUUUACAAAGUAUUACAAAAAAAGAAGAAGUGUGAACCAAAACGUAUGUGAAUUUGAAGUAUAAUGGUGAAUUCAAAAUUCGCUUUAGCGAAACUGAACAAAGAAAAA
Messenger RNA from Sitodiplosis mosellana (orange wheat blossom midge), 5260 nucleotides. RefSeq names its product mitogen-activated protein kinase kinase kinase 4 (gene Mekk1). Lineage: Eukaryota; Metazoa; Arthropoda; Insecta; Diptera; Cecidomyiidae. The transcript has 10 exons. The coding region runs from base 348 to 4898 and encodes 1516 amino acids. Gene Ontology annotation, biological process: protein phosphorylation; MAPK cascade. Gene Ontology annotation, molecular function: protein kinase activity; ATP binding. The record is from RefSeq and is a predicted model, not a curated record.